This is a messenger RNA of Gracilinanus agilis (Agile Gracile Mouse Opossum), 1855 nucleotides long. It is a transcript of the gene AFP, whose product is annotated as alpha fetoprotein. The transcript is spliced from 15 exons. The coding region runs from base 1 to 1833 and encodes 610 amino acids. Gene Ontology annotation, cellular component: cytoplasm; blood microparticle. Gene Ontology annotation, biological process: transport. NCBI's taxonomy places the organism in Eukaryota, Metazoa, Chordata, Mammalia, Didelphimorphia, Didelphidae. Gene Ontology annotation, molecular function: zinc ion binding; fatty acid binding. The record is from RefSeq and is a predicted model, not a curated record.
AUGAAGUGGGAAGCUUCUAUUUUCUUGUUGCUCUUAUUAGGUUUUGCUGAAUCAAAACUACUUCACACAAGUGCCUUGGAAAUAGGUUCAACAUCAAAUUCUCCCCAGAGCUUAACAGAAACAAACUUGAGUGACAUUGCCACCAUAUUUUUUGUCCAGUUCAUUCCAGAAGCCACUUAUGAGGAAGUAGACAAACUAGUUAAAGAUUUUUUGGCUGAUUUUGAGAAACUUGGAGCCAAAGAGAAGUCAAAAGAACAUCUAGAAAAGCAGCUAUCUGCUUUGUUGGAAGAAAUCUGUCAUGAUAAAGACAUCUCAGACAAGCACGGGCUUGCUGACUGCUGCAGUGUAGUUGGAAGCAACAGAUUAGAGUGUUUGCUGGCUCACAAAAGGAGAGCUACUGCAGCAUCCAUUCCAGAAUUCCAAGUUCCAGAACCUGUCCAGAGCUGCAAAGCACAUCAAGAGAAUCCAGCAACUUUCAUGAACAGAUAUAUCUAUGAAAUAACCAGAAGGCACCGUUUUCUCUAUGCACCUACCAUUCUUUCUUUGGCUGCCCGAUAUGACAAGAUAAUUUUCACUUGUUGCCAAGCUGAAAAUGCAGUCGAAUGCUUCCAUAAGCAGGCAGCACCAGUCACAAAAGACUUAAGAGAAAAAAAUUUGAUCAGCCAACAUGUAUGUGAUGUUCUGAGGAAGUUUGGAGAACGGUCUUUUAAAGCCAUAAUACUUACUAAGAUGAGUCAAAAGUUCCCCAAGGCUAACUUUACUGUCAUUCGGGAUCUGGUGUUGGAUGGUGCCCAUGCCCACAUAGAAUGUUGCAAAGGCAAUGUACUGGAAUGUCUGCAGGACAGGAAUGAGAUUAUAUCCUACAUCUGUUCCCAACAAGAUGUCUUAUCAAGUAAAAUCCAAGAGUGCUGUUCAUUGCCCUUACGAGAUCAGGGUGAUUGUAUAGUUAAUGCAGAAAAUGAUGACCAACCAGAAGGUUUAUCUCCUGACCUGAGAAGAUUUUUAGGAGAAAGAAAAUUCAACCUAUAUUCUUCAGAAGAAAAAGAUCUUUUCCUGGCAAGAUUUGUGUAUGAAUUCUCAAGACGUCACCAGGAUCUUGCUGUCCCUGUGAUUUUGAGGGUUGCAAAAGGAUACCAGGAGGCUUUGGAAAAAUGCUCCAAAACAGAGAAUCCAUUGGAGUGUCAGGACAAAGAGGAAGAAGAAUUAGAGAGACAUGUUCAGGACAGCCAAGCGUUGGCCAAGCGGAGCUGUGGUCUCUUCCAGAAAUUAGGAGAAUAUCACUUGCAAAAUGUAUUUCUUGUUGCUUAUACCAAGAAAGCUCCUCAGCUGACCCCUCAAGAGCUGAUUUUCUACACCAAGAAAAUGGCAGCCACUGCAUCUUUAUGCUGCCAGCUCAGUGAGGAUAAACAACUGGCCUGUGGAGAGGGUGCAGCUGACCUUAUUAUUGGGCAGUUAUGUGCAAGGCAUGAAGUCCAACCUAUAAAUGAUGGUGUGGGUCAUUGCUGUGAUUCUUCCUAUGCCAAUAGGAGACCCUGUUUCAGCAACUUUGUGAGGGAUGAAAAAUAUGUUCCUCCCCCAUUCUCUGAUGACCAAUUCAAUUUCCGUCAAGAUCUUUGCCAUGCUCAAGGGGAAGAGCUACAGAAGAAGAAGCAAAAGUUUCUGAUUAAUCUUGUUAAACAAAAGCCACACAUAACAGAGGAACAAAUAAAAACAGUCACCACAGAUUUCACGGUCCUAUUGGAGAAGUGUUGCAAAGGAAAACAACAGGAUAUCUGUUUUGCAGAAGAGGGUCCAAAAUUGAUCGCAAAAACCCAAGAGGCUCUGGGAGCUUAAGCUAUUUCAGGAGGAAGAGAUA